CUUUGACAAUUAAAUGUAAUGAAUAUACCAAAAAUCCUCAAUUAUUUAUUGAUUUUGUGCAUAAAAUUGAACAUUGGUAUGAAAACAAUGAAAAAAUGUAUCUACAUUAUAUGAAUGUAUAUAAUCGUGAUAUUAUUACAGAGAUAGAAUUUAAACUUGCCUUAAAAAGUAUGCAAAUAUCAUUAAAUGAUACAGAAUUACACCUACUCUAUCUACUGUUAAGUCCUAAGCAAACCAAUCAAGUACAAUGGAGUCGAUUAAGUGAAGUUAUAUGGAAGGCAACUGAAAAAAUCUAUACAAAAGAUCAAUUCAAAACAAUGGAUAUUACAAAUGAAUGUAAUUGGGUAUUGUGCAAGUUUAAAUCAUCUAGUUUAAGUAUAUUUGGUAUUAGUACAGUAUUUGAAGAAGUUAUUACACUUGACUAUACAGGUUUAAUGAUUAAAGAAUUAAUUAAGUGUAAAUUAUCUUUGCUACCAACCACCAAAACAAUUAAAAAAGUUGUUAAACCCUCAGAAAUAUAUUUGAAAAAAAUUGAAAAAUUAACAAAAACUGACGAUAAAUAUUUAGAUAUCCAUGCAAACCAACUGAAAUCAGAUAAUUCAGCGUAUAACGACUUUUUUGCCUUAUUUGAACAUUGGUAUCAUAAAAAUUCGCGUCGAUAUAUGCGUUAUCUAUCUAUCUAUGGUCGUGAUUUCAUAACAAAAGUUGAAUUUAAAUUAGCGCUAAAAGAUUUACGUGUACCGUUCAAUAAUACACAAAUACAUAUUAUCUAUAAAUGGUUAGAUCCAGAAAAUACCGGUCUAGUUGAAUAUAGUACAUUGUAUGAAGCAUUUUGUCGUGCACUGGCUAAAUAUUACACCGAUGAAGAUGAAGUGAACACAAUGGAUUUAGAAGAUACAGAAAAAUGGAUUGUAAUGACAUUUAAAGCACCGACAUACGACCCACUGGAUAUGCCAACAUCAUUUGAACAAUUAAUUCAUUUGGGUUAUACUGGGAAUAUGUUACGUCAAUUGAUUCAUUUGAAAGUACCUCAACUGCCAUCGCAUACCUUAGUUCUAUUUACUGAUCCAGCACAUUAUAAUGAAACAAUAAUACAUUGUAAUCAAAAGCUGUAUGAUUUCGAUUUUAUUGGUGGUUCAAAGAUUACACCGACUGAGGGGACUAUCUACUAUGAAUAUUCAGUUGGUUAUGUAGAUGCACCAUUGCUGUUAUGUAAUCGGGAGAUGAAUGAAAUCAAUCUAUUGUCUUACAUGGCUAAUCAACAAUUGCAAACAUCACAACAGGAUAUGGAGCAGCAAUCGAUUGAUAAUCAAAAUAUUGAUAAAAAAAGUAGAGCUGAACAGUCACGUGAAAGAUUUGAAUCAUACGCGACAAAUUAA
Molecule: messenger RNA, 1379 nt
Organism: Trichobilharzia szidati
Lineage: Eukaryota; Metazoa; Platyhelminthes; Trematoda; Strigeidida; Schistosomatidae
Source: the annotation of a GenBank genome assembly